UCCACUGACUUCUCCACCACAUGUCCCCGCAGCUUUCACCGGAUUCAAUUACAUAAUUACCCUCAGAUCGCCUCAAAAGUCGCGUCUGACUUGACAGCUGAUCACGGAUCUCACUGCUGCCCUCCACCUGUAAAACCUCCUCGUUGAGUACCUCCCCUCCCUCACAUACAUUCUUGCCAUGCAGGAGGUGUAACCCUCCUUUCUCUUCUUCCUUGUGUGCCGCCGGAGAAAACCCAAAACAGAAAAAAAAACCCAAACCCCAAGAACUCGCAACAAGUCAAGAUGUCUGACCCUGACCCUUCUUCGCCGACUGACCCCCCGCUGCCACUCGCGUCCCCACGCACCCCGCUGCAGCUCUCCUUCCCCUUCCUGAGGGAGGGCAGCCGGGUUUGGGAGAGGGAGAGGAAACCACCUCAACCUGGAGAGCUGCCCAGCCCACUGCCCACCAAACGCACCCGCACAUACUCAGCGACAGUGCGAGCCAAAUCAGGUCCCGUAUUUAAAGGUGUGUGUAAGAACUUCUCCAGGUCUCAGGGUCAUGGAUUCAUACGCCCUACUCAUGGAGGAGAGGACAUCUUCGUCCACAUCUCUGACAUUGAGGGAGAGUACGUGCCUAUGGAAGGAGAUGAGGUCACGUACAAGGUGUGCCCCAUCCCUCCCAAGAACCAGAAGAUCCAGGCGGUCGAUGUGGUGAUCACCCACCUGAAUCCGGGCACCAAGCAUGAGACCUGGUCAGUAACGCAGUUGGAGCCUUCAGAGAGGCGUCAUCAGCUCUCCUAUGCAUCUUUGAUUUCUCGCCACAAGUGUGACUUACAGUAACAUCAGUAACACACUGCAUCUGUUUGGUUUCUUUACUGUGAGAGGAACAAGUUUGAUUGUGUUCAUGAGCAUUUUUUAAUUUUGUCAAAUCACUGUGACAUUGUCUUUUGUCAUUAAGAUAAAGUUUGAAUAAAACUUACUACUGU
Messenger RNA from Thunnus maccoyii (southern bluefin tuna), 965 nucleotides. RefSeq names its product cold shock domain containing C2, RNA binding a (gene csdc2a). The transcript is spliced from 5 exons. The coding region runs from base 283 to 819 and encodes 178 amino acids. The record is from RefSeq and is a predicted model, not a curated record. Gene Ontology annotation, biological process: regulation of mRNA stability. Gene Ontology annotation, molecular function: mRNA 3'-UTR binding. Gene Ontology annotation, cellular component: cytoplasm. NCBI's taxonomy places the organism in Eukaryota, Metazoa, Chordata, Actinopteri, Scombriformes, Scombridae.